AUGGACAUUGUUGAACACCAGCUUGUUGGGGACUUUUCGGUUCCCUUGCUAUGCUGUGUACCUACCCGUGGAAAAAACAACGAGUUUGUCACUAUCACAUAUGACAAGCCACAUUAUGUCCCCAUGAGCCAGCACCACAUUGACACAAUCAGCAUUGAAAUAAAGACGGAUCAGAAUAGACACGUCUCAUUUCGUUUUGGCAAGAUUGUAAAAGGUGAUGGAACGGAUCUUGAUGAUGGGGCUGCAGUGGGGCUAGUGAAUUACCCCUUAGCCUCUAUUUUCAGCCAGCUGGAUGUCACUCUGGGAGACUGUCUCAUAAGCCAAAGCAACAACUGUUACCCUUACAGAGUCUUCAUUGAAUCAGUGCUCAACUACAGUGAUGAUACACUCGCUACUCUGUUUUUGGCUGGUCUGUUUUACAAAGACACCCCUGGACAACAUGAAGCAGUCGUCUUGGAUGGUGAUAACCAUGGGUUUAGGAGACAGGUAAGCCUGACUGCUGGGAGCAGAAAGAUAGAGCUGCUAGGCCACCUCCACAGUGAUUUGUUUUUUGAAGAAAAACUUUUGUUGAAUGACGUGGAUGUGAAAAUUAAACUGACUCGCAGUAAAGAUGCCUUCUGUUUAAUGGGCACCCCAGAGGUUGGACAGUGUAAACUACAAAUCACGUAUGCCUCACUUUUUGUGAAGAAAGUGAAGGUGGCUCCGGGUGUCCGGUUGGGUCAUGUGGAGGCCUUGCUUAUAGCCAAUGCUAAAUAUUCCAUAGACUGCACAGGUCUGAAAGUGUUUAGCAUUCCUGCUGGCAGUCGGGUCAGUAAUCAGGAGAAUCUGUUUCUGGGACAGUUGCCCAAGCUCAUUGUUAUCAGGUUUGUGGAUAAUGAUGCCUUUAGUGGGAACUAUUCUAAGAACCCUUUAACUUUAAAAAUUACAAAUUUUGUUGCCUUGUACGUUGAUGGAGAACAAAUCCCAGCAAAACCUCUACAACAUGAUUUUGAAAAUGGUAACUGUGUGAGAGAAUAUAUGCAGCUGGUACAGACUGCUGGUAAGCAUAUGAAAGACCAUUCCCUAUUGAUCAACCGUGAGGAGUUUGCCCAGGGGUACACCUUGUUUGCCUUUGAUCAGUCUCCUGACCAGGAAUGUGCUGACCAUUAUUCCUUGAUUAAAACCAGGCACCUGAGAGCAGAAAUACGCUUUGCAGGGACUUUGCCCAUCACUGUCAACAUGAUCGUGUAUGGGGUCUUUGACAAUGUUAUAGAGAUAAACCAGAGGAGAAACAUGCUGUUUGACUACAUGUGA
Messenger RNA from Gavialis gangeticus (Gharial), 1293 nucleotides. RefSeq lists its product as uncharacterized. Gene Ontology annotation, biological process: deoxyribonucleotide biosynthetic process. Lineage: Eukaryota; Metazoa; Chordata; Crocodylia; Gavialidae. Gene Ontology annotation, molecular function: ribonucleoside-diphosphate reductase activity, thioredoxin disulfide as acceptor. The record is from RefSeq and is a predicted model, not a curated record. Bases 1 to 1293 code for a protein of 430 amino acids. Gene Ontology annotation, cellular component: cytosol. The transcript is spliced from 2 exons.